Molecule: messenger RNA, 1927 nt
Organism: Xyrauchen texanus (razorback sucker)
Lineage: Eukaryota; Metazoa; Chordata; Actinopteri; Cypriniformes; Catostomidae
Gene: cutc
Product: cutC copper transporter homolog (E. coli)
Exons: 9
Coding region: 73-828 (251 amino acids)
Molecular function (GO): copper ion binding
Source: RefSeq, a predicted model, not a curated record
AUAAAUCCGAAGAAGCAAUUUUUUUUUUUUUUUAACAGCCAUCCGUGGACGCUGAUGUGAAGUUUUAACGAGAUGUCAGACGGCUUCCUGUUGGAGGUGUGUGUAGACUCCGUUGAGUCAGCCAUAAAUGCAGAAAGGGGAGGUGCUGGUCGUAUUGAGCUGUGCUCUAAUCUGCUGGAGGGAGGGACAACGCCCAGCACUGGUCUGUUGCAGGUGGUCAAAGAGAAUGUGCGUAUUCCAGUGUAUGUGAUGAUUCGCCCCCGUGGCGGGGACUUCCUGUACUCAGACUGGGAGGUGGAGGUUAUAAAGAGGGACAUUGAACAGAUGAAGAAUCACAGAGCAGAUGGGCUGGUUUUUGGAGCACUGACAGAAGAUGGACGUGUGGAUACCGCGCUCUGCAUGGAACUUCUGGCGGCUUGUCGACCUCUACCAGUUACUUUUCACAGAGCUUUUGAUAUGGUCCAUGAUCCAGUGGUUGCCUUAGAAGCUCUGGUCUCCCUGGGCUUUGAGAGGAUUUUGACCAGUGGUUGUGACAGCUCUGCACUAGAAGGUUUACCUGUUGUUAAACGAUUGGUGGAACAGGCAAAAGGCAGAAUAGUAAUAAUGCCAGGGGGAGGAAUUACAGAACGAAAUCUUCAGAGGAUUCUUGAAGGUUCCGGGGCUCAGGAAUUCCACUGUUCUGCUCGCUCCUGCAAGGACUCCACUAUGAAAUUCAGGAAUUAUAAUGUGAAUAUGGGAGGUUCUAUCUCUGUACCAGAAUAUGCUGUAAAAGUGGCCGAUGUGACUAAAGUGCGUACACUGAACGCCAUUGCAAGGAACACGCUAUAAGAUGUGGAAUGCCAUUAAUUAUGUCUUCGGAAACCAACGUGCCCUCUACAGUUUUACAAGACGAAUUGACUGGUUAUUACUAUAUAUAUAUAUAUAUAUAUAUAUAUAUGAUCUGUCAUAAGGUAGACAACAGCUCACUAUCUUUUUCCUGCUGCUGUUAAUAAUUUCUUUCUCAAAUUAAAAUGCCAGCAAAAAUUGUUUUUAAUUAAUUAUUGUCUCUGUCAUGUUUUUCCAUGUGAGUGGGUCUUCAGAAUAUUGUAGUUAAAUAUCUUGCAUUUUUCUGUUAAACCAGUGUUAAUCACAAACAGAAACUAAAAGCACAAUCAACAAAGCCCAAAAAUUGUGUUGGCUACAGAGUGGGCAGAGCGCGCGCUAUUGACAUCAACUCGAUAAAACUCAUCAGAUUCAUGUACAUGUUGUCUUGCGACCGUGUGAGGAAUAAAAAUAACAUAAUAGUAAUACAAUUCACCCUCCUCCACUUCAGGUGAAGGUGGGGGAGAAAAGUCCUCGACUUCAAAAGACCGCUCCGUGGCAAAGCUACUUGCGUCACUCCAGUCACUCUCCAUUUUAGAGUCUGACAGCAGCUGUCAAUUAAUCCGUCACUACGGGUCUCAGGUGCAUGCCCCCCCCCCGCUCAGCCCCGCCCUCGGUUCGUCCCCUCUAUCCCCGCUGGGGUCUGCCCACUUUUCCAGCAUUUUUCAAAUAUUGCUAGUGGGUGGAGUCAGACUCUGAGCAGGGGUUUAGUUACCCUUUAAUUUUAUUAACUCCUCGCUAUGCUUAGGACAUGUCCCAAGAAACUUUAAAAUGGCAGUUAUCAAACCACUUAUGAAGAAGCCACAACUUGAUCCUGGAGAACUGGCUAAUUAUAGACCGAUUUGAAAUGUCCCGUUUACCAUCCAACCUGACAGACCUGGAGAGGAUCUGCAAGGAGGAAUGGCAGAGGAUACCCAAAUCCAGAUGUGAAAAACUUGUUGCAUCUUUCCCAAAAAGACUCAUGGCUGUAUUAGAUCAAAAGGGUGCUUCUACUAAAUACUGAACAAAGGGUCUGAAUACUUAGGACCAUGUGAUAUUUCAGUUUUUCUUUUUUAAUAAAUGUGCA